CGACCAGCAUCAUCUACCCCAAAGACAAACCCGCUUUGAUGUUACUGUGCCUUACAAUCUCAUCCCUAACAAGCCGCUCUACUGUUUUAUUGAUUUCUGUGAUAUUUUCGCUGAAAUGUUUUACUACCCACCAGUUUUGAUCCGUAACACGGGAUGUUUUUCUACAAUAUGGCUGGUUGCUACCAAUGGCUAUAGAGUUACUCGCCGUGACUUCCUGAAAGUCAACGUCAUAAGAACCUGCGAUGACCUCAUGAACUUCGUGCUGGAGCGAGUCCCACCAUCUCUGCCUGAUCUGCCCCGACCUCGCUUCUCCCUCUAUCUUUCCUCCCAGCUGCAGUAUGGCGUCGUCCGUGUUUACCACCGACAGUGUGCAAUCCUCCUGGAAGAACUUCAGGACGUUGUGGGCCGGCUGGCAAAACAGAGGACAAAGAAAAUGGAUAUAGAUGACCACAGCAGACUCGCUCUGGACUUGCCUGAUGCCCUGUCUCACCUGGAAGAGUCAGAAGGAGCUCCAGACCCUUUAUUUGGAGUGAUGUACAUGCGGGAUGCAAUGCCCAGUCCCAACACACUGAUACAGAUGGGUCGGGAGUUUCUGAGAGAAACCUCUCCUGAGCAUGCUGAACGGGUCAGUCCUGCUUCUGCUGCAGCUUCAGACAUUGGCAUAACUGCAUCUCCAGAAAACAUCACUCUGAGAGAGACAGAGCCAGCUGCUAUGCCUAUCACAGAGUAUGAAGGUGUGGACCUCCUUGAGCAGCAUCCAGCCACUAUUGACCUCCUCUUGGAUCAAAUGGACAACUUUCUGGAAGGAGAUUUGGAGCUAUCGAGAGAGGCAGUGACCCUAGGGGAGCAAGAGAGGGAGAUGGAAAGAGCUGAAAGAGAGGGAGACCUGGAGAGAGAGGGAACGAAAGAGCCCACAGGAUCCACUAUUGAAUUACAACCCACUACUACUCUUUCUGGUGAGGAUGCGAUGUUUUUGCCCCAAGAGGAGUCUGGACCCCCCGCAGACCAGAUCACCCCCAUCUCUGUGCCCCCGGUGCCUUCCCCAGAGCCACCAACAAGGGGACGUGAGAGACAAAGUCCGGUCUUAGAGGAUGUUCCUCCUGCCACGGUGAGGAAGGGGACGAAGAGGAAGAAGAGGCAGCUUAUCUUCAUUGACCCUGAGACACAGAUCUUACAGGAGGUGUUGGAGGAACAGAUCAAAAACCUUCAAACUGAGACCAGGAAACUAAGUUACCCAUUGCUCCCUCAUCAAAGGAUGAUCCCUGCUGCUGAGCUCCUCAACAGGCCCUGCACCCUCUUGCCUGCAGAGGUGCAGUUUCUAUGGAAACGAGCAGCGACUGUCACGUCUCUCUCUGGCUCGGACCUGCAGGUCGGGGAGAGAGGUCCUGAGUCCACCGACUCUGAGAGGGAAAGACAGGGAGAGGCACCUGAGGCGGCUGAAAUUGAGGAAGGCAGAUUCAAACUCAGCCCGAUGGAAGUCCCCAGAGAUGUGGCAGAGGCAGAGAUGUUUGAUUUCUCAGCCCAUGGAUCACUGCCACUGGAGGUCUCUGAUCAAAGGGAAAUGUCUCGAGAAGCUUCCCCCAUGCACACCUCUGACAGAGAAGAGACCCCUAUCUCUAGAUCUGUCCCUACACUACAAGACAUCCCAGAGGUGCCUGAUGAAAUGCUGGCCGCAGAGCCCCUUGGGUUACUGCCGGAGGAGUUGACCGAGGACGAAGAUGCACCCCAGCUUUUUCAGUCUCUUCUGGCGCCAAAUGUCGGCCGUCGAACUGUCAGCAACAUUUUCCAGAGGCUCCUGGAAACUUUAUCCACCGGGAAAUUUUGUGUGGAGCAGAAUGAGCCUUAUGGUGACAUAUGGAUUCUGCCUGGACCCAACUACAAAGAAGCAGUCCUGACUGUGACACGAUUACAGUCCCUGUCUCCUGACUUUUAAAAGCACACAUCAGAGUUCAGUCUAAUAUUUUCUAAGUUUUCUGUGUUUAAUGAAAUGUUUUGCUACUCAUCAAUUCAUCAUUUUUGGGUCCUGUUGACGUGUUUGAAAUUGUUUAGGUCAUUUAACAUUUUACCACUAUAUCUGAUGUUUUAUGAAGUUUUUAUUCCAGAAGCGCUGCGUUAUAUCAUUGGUCCAUUUUUCCACUAUGACCAACAGAUUUAGCAAUUUUAUGAGAUUUCAGAUUGUUCACUGUUUUGUUGAGAUGUUUUUAUGUAUUUUUAAAGCCUUGUGUUAUUCUGCACUGAACAAAAAUGUACCUCUCAGUUCCAGCUACAAGUCCCUUUGAACAUGAACUCCAAAAUAAAAGUUUUAUAAGAC
Messenger RNA from Notolabrus celidotus (New Zealand spotty), 2311 nucleotides. Its product is annotated as meiotic recombination protein REC8 homolog. Gene Ontology annotation, molecular function: protein binding; chromatin binding. The record is from RefSeq and is a predicted model, not a curated record. Lineage: Eukaryota; Metazoa; Chordata; Actinopteri; Labriformes; Labridae. Gene Ontology annotation, cellular component: cohesin complex; synaptonemal complex. Gene Ontology annotation, biological process: replication-born double-strand break repair via sister chromatid exchange; synaptonemal complex assembly; mitotic sister chromatid cohesion. The transcript is spliced from 17 exons. The coding region runs from base 116 to 1933 and encodes 605 amino acids.